AUGGUGCUUGCGGAUCUUGGGCGGCGCUUGAAUCAAGCAUUCAGUGAUCUGCAGCGGCAGCCUGUGGUUGAUGAAGGUACAAUUGACCUUUUGUUGAAGAGUGUGUGCAAUGCGCUGCUCGCGAGUGAUGUGAGUGUCAAAUUAGUACAGUCGCUUCGGCAGAGCGCCAAGUCCGAGGUCCAAUCGGUGUUGGACAGCAAAGGCGAGCAUAUGAACGAUGCACAGCGCCGAAAUCAGGUGCAGCGCAUCAUUUUCGAUCAUCUUGUCAAAUUGGUCGAUCCUGGAGAGGAUAACACGCCGCACCGACUUGAAAAAGGCAAACAGAAUGUGGUCAUGUUUGUCGGUCUCCAGGGCAGUGGGAAAACCACCUCCUGUACCAAGCUUGCGCUUUGGUAUCAGAAACGUGGGUACAAGACUGGUCUUGUCUGUGCAGACACGUUCCGUGCCGGUGCAUUUGACCAAUUGAAACAAAACGCUGCAAAAGCCUCGAUACCGUUCUACGGCUCCUAUACAGAGACUGACCCGGUCGCGAUUGCCGCUACCGGAGUUGCGGCCUUCAAAAAGACCCGUUUCGACGUAAUCAUUGUUGAUACGUCUGGCCGACACAAGCAGGAAAAGGAUUUGUUUGCCGAGAUGGUAGAUAUCAGCGCAGCAAUCAAGCCGACGCAGACCAUCAUGGUCCUUGAUGCUAGCAUUGGCCAGGCUGCUGAGGCGCAAAGCCUUGCAUUCAAGGAAGCUGCUGGGUAUGGUGCUCUAUUUGUGACCAAACUCGAUGGUCAUGCCAAAGGUGGCGGUGCGAUUACUGCCGUCGCUUCCACCAACACCCCCAUCAUUUUCAUAGGCACGGGUGAGCACAUUCAUGAUCUGGAGCCGUUCCGUGCGCGUCCGUUUAUUUCCAAGAUGCUGGGCAUGGGUGAUUUAUCUGGUUUUAUGGACAGUGUUGAGGAAGUACAGAUGAACACAGAGACGCAGCAGCGGCAAAAGGAUAUGCUGAAAAAGAUCUCGGAGGGCGGUACAUUUUCCAUCCGCGAUUGGCGCGAACAAUUGACAAGCAUCAUGAACAUGGGCCCCAUGUCGAAGCUUGCGGGGAUGAUUCCCGGCAUGGGCCAAAUGAUGGGCGGCGAUGGAGACGCGAUGGCAGGUGGAAAAAUGAAGAGUAUGCUCUACAUUAUCGACAGCAUGACGCCGGCAGAACUGGAUUCCGAUGGUAGUUGCUUUACCGUUCCGGUCAAGGAUGAGGGCGCUAAAGAGGUCAAAGAUCCGAAAUCCAAACCGCCGCUUCGCCCAACUGCUCGUGUAUACCGCGUGGCGAAAGGGAGUGGUACGAGUGUGCGCGAAGUGGAAGAAUUCUUGGUACAGUAUCGCACCGUCGCUCGUAUGGUGAAGAAGAUGGGUGGCAAAGACGGAUUUUUGAAACAGAUGCAAGGUGGACGCGGCGGCACCCCCAUGCUUCCUCCCGGCGUAUCACGCGAUCAGGCGAUGAAGAUGCAAAACGCGCUUCCGCCUGAAAUUAAGGCGCAGUUGCGCCAGCCCGGCGGACGCGAAAAGUUAAUGCAGCAACUGCAGAGUGGAAAUAUCCCGCCGUCCAUGGCCGGAAUGGGUGGCUUGCCUGGGAUGGGCGAUAUGCAAGGCAUGCCAGAUAUGUCACAAAUGCAAGAAAUGAUGCAGGCAUACUUUCUGCGGUACCCUAAUCCACGCGCAACACAUGUACUUACCUCGGACGUCGUAGACCGGCGUAUCGAGCAGCGGCCCCCACGCACUCCGUCCAGCCCACCGUCUUACGUCCUCUGCACGUCUCGCCUGAUGCUCAAGCGUGGAUCCUUACCUGGCUGGGCACCGAAAAAUAUCAUCCGAAACACUGAAUCAUGGGUGCUGGAGGAGAGCGAGACGGACUUGGACGCUACAUCGCAGGUGGCGCAGCGUACCAUGUCUGUAUGGACAAGAAACCUGGACCAUACUUCCGUGCUCGCUGUGACGGAAGGCAUACAGCUUGUCGAGGAAGACAGCUCUAGUAUUCUAGCAAAAACAGGCUGCAUCACAACAGCAGAUAUUCGCUCCAGUAUCUCGUUUGGCAUGCUUCGGCGGCGUAUUGAAAAAUUUGGUUUUAAACGCUUCCUCACGCACAAAGAUACUUCGCGCGAAGGUUUGGUGUGGUCUAUUGAGCGCUUGCCACACUUGCUGGAUCCGAGCAAUGCAAGCGCAGAGCACCGUGCAGAAAGUGCGCCGCAAAGUACGCGCUCCAGAUUACUGCAUGCGCUUCGCCCACCGUUCCUGGAUGGAUACCCCUUGGGGCCUGUGCAAUGGGUAAAAAAAAGAAUGGGAUCAAUGUCGGCCGGUAUCUGGUCCUAG
Malassezia vespertilionis is the source of this 2349-nucleotide messenger RNA. It is a transcript of the gene SRP54, whose product is annotated as signal-recognition-particle GTPase. Gene Ontology annotation, biological process: SRP-dependent cotranslational protein targeting to membrane; SRP-dependent cotranslational protein targeting to membrane, translocation. Bases 1 to 2349 code for a protein of 782 amino acids. The record is from RefSeq and is a predicted model, not a curated record. Lineage: Eukaryota; Fungi; Basidiomycota; Malasseziomycetes; Malasseziales; Malasseziaceae. Gene Ontology annotation, molecular function: 7S RNA binding; GTPase activity; endoplasmic reticulum signal sequence receptor activity. The transcript is spliced from 2 exons. Gene Ontology annotation, cellular component: cytosol; signal recognition particle, endoplasmic reticulum targeting.